Messenger RNA from Pangasianodon hypophthalmus (striped catfish), 1994 nucleotides. It is a transcript of the gene mad2l1bp, whose product is annotated as MAD2L1 binding protein. NCBI's taxonomy places the organism in Eukaryota, Metazoa, Chordata, Actinopteri, Siluriformes, Pangasiidae. The transcript has 3 exons. The record is from RefSeq and is a predicted model, not a curated record. Gene Ontology annotation, biological process: regulation of exit from mitosis. Bases 369 to 1571 code for a protein of 400 amino acids. Gene Ontology annotation, cellular component: nucleus.
AAACACUGGCAAGAGAGGACUUUAUGAAGAAAGGACAAGAAUAAAAAGUUUUUUUGUAAUUAUUUUUGACUGAAGAUUUUAUUUCUAGCUAGAAAUGACUGGUGUAGUCACCCACUAUUCGCUCUGUUUGUAGUUUUUCACCUUGGCUAAGGGAGGUACUAGCCGCUAGCAUAUACCAGUAACCUGGCAACGCACGCAGACGUAUGUGAAGCCCUUACAAGAUUUAUGAGGCAACGUAUAGGCAGCAGAGGGCUCCCUGUUUGGGACACAGCCUAUAGGUCUACGAUUACGCCACUCCAAAAAGCACUUCCGGCUUCUCGUUCCCAUGAUGCAUCAGCGGGGGAAAUUCAAUUCAAACACUUGGAGACAUGGGUGAGGAGGGACUCGGAAAAGAAGGGGAAGUAAGUAAAAUUAUGACUGUUAUCACAAAGCCCGAGUGUUUAGUGGAUAGUGGCGGUGAAGUUGAGGUGGAGCAGUGUGAUGGACAGAGCAGAGACACGGCGAGUCAACAGCACACACAGGGAGAGACGGAGAACUCGAGCGGGCUGUGUCCGGUUCUCUCGGUCAGCACUGCUGCUUUUAGUGAAGCUCAGCGCCAUACAACAAUAACAACAACAACAACAACAACAACAGCUGCUGGGAAUAAAGACGUGUCUGAAAAGGCACCAAAUGUUAGAGCAGAAUCACUAAACGGAGAGGAAGCGAAGGAAAAUAGAGAUAGCACCGCAGCACCAGAGAGCCAGCAGGACAACAGUAAGUGUAAAAGUUUCCUACCUGAACACGUGACCGGACAGCAGGAGUCUGACUAUAGCCAAGUGUCUGUGCAACAGCCUGUGUGCGAUGAGGAUGAUGAGGAGAUCGCGAGGAGAGCCCGAGAGGAAGGCCGCGUGGACGUGGUAUUUCAAGGGAGCGUGACACAGGACGGCUGUUGCAGAUUCGUCUGUGAGCUCCUCAAGUGUGUCCUGUACCAGAGACAACAGCUGCCCAUGACCUAUGACCAGAUGGUCUUCUUCCAAAAGCAGCAGCUCGCCACCACACAGCUGGACGAAGGAGCAGUUAGGAAAUCCAUCAAGCCAUCAGGAGACUCAACUUGGCAGCGGUGCCAGCGGACACUGCGAGAGCUGGAUGAGGUGCUGGGCCACAUGGAGGUGCUGUUCUCCCUCAGUUACGUCCCCCGUGUGCUCUUCAUGCUGGGAAGCUCUGGGAUUCUUCCCACAGAGUUAUACGAGAUCAACAUGGAGGCUUUGGUGCAGGGAGGCAGCGACAGAAGUUUGAGAACUUCCCUGUGUUUGAGGCGGCUGUUUCGCACCCUUUUCGUGGCGGAUUUGCUUUCUGACGUUAAGCCAGUGCGCCUCAUGGGCACCACAGUCAUGGCGCUCGCCCAUCGGGACUGUGGUGUAGAAUGGUUCAAGCCGAAAGUCAACUUCAGAGUUCCCACAAGGGUAAAGAGACAGGUGAUAUCAUUAGCCAGUGGCACUUCUGGAAGUGGCCAAAGAAAGGCGGACACUAGCGAUUGGGAUGAUUAUAUAUGGUUUCAGACACCUGUGACUAUUAAGGGUUUCUGUAAAUGACACAGUCCUAAAGGCAGGUAAAAGCAUGGUGCUGAAAUUUCAGGGAUUGAUAAAUUACACCUGUUGAAAACCUCAAAACUGAGUCAUUUUUAGUUUCAUUCAUGAAUUGAUUUUUAAUGAAAUGCCAUUAAUUCACAUAUGAUGAUUGUUAAGCAGUUAAUAUCAACAUAACUGACAUGCUUCCCUUUCAGAAUUCAAACUCGAUUUUAUUAUGGAGAAACAACUAACUUUUAUGACAGAGAAUACAUUUUCAACAUGUCUGUUAUCUCAUUGAGAACACAGUCAGAUUGUGUGAUCAACAUAAGAGCAAGUCUAAAUUAUAUGAAUACCUGAAGUUUUACUUUUAUACCAUGUAGUUAUAUUUUAUACAAGGUGACAAGAUUUGCAACUAUUCUAUUAAAAUGUUUCAUGACAAACUAUAAA